Molecule: messenger RNA, 1650 nt
Organism: Beauveria bassiana ARSEF 2860
Lineage: Eukaryota; Fungi; Ascomycota; Sordariomycetes; Hypocreales; Cordycipitaceae
Product: transmembrane amino acid transporter
Exons: 3
Coding region: 1-1650 (549 amino acids)
Biological process (GO): amino acid transmembrane transport
Cellular component (GO): endoplasmic reticulum
Molecular function (GO): amino acid transmembrane transporter activity
Source: RefSeq, a predicted model, not a curated record
AUGAUGCAGGACAAGCACGGAGGAGACCCCGGCGCCGGUGGCGAUGAUUGGAACGGCGGUGAGGACCGCCAGGGCUUGUUGGCGGGCGGCGACUACGGCCACGAUGACGACAAUGACAAGGAGGUGGCCUCGCUACCCAACGGCAGCGGCGGUGCGCCGCCGAUCCGAACACCGGCACGCGUGCGCUUCAACGAUAUCCCCGAGGUGGUGCGUAUGAGCACCGCAUCCUCGCGACUAUCCAGCGAUAGCCUCGACAAUGUCGACCACGCCGCGCGAGGGAUGCUCGACCUCGAAGAUCCGCUCCGCGAUGACCACGACGACCACCGCAUGCCGCUGCUGACGAGCCUCGAGGCGCCAUCUGUCGCCCUCGCAAACGACCUCGACGACGAGAAUGACGACGCCGGUGACGUGGUGGCGCGGCAGCUGCGCCGUCCCAAAUCGGGCUUGCAGUCCGCGUUCAUGAACAUGGCCAACUCCAUCAUCGGCGCCGGCAUCAUCGGGCAGCCGUACGCGAUCCGCCAGGCGGGCCUGCUCGCGGGUACGCUGCUACUCGUCGGGCUGACGGCGGUCGUUGACUGGACCAUCUGCCUCAUCGUUAUCAACAGCAAGCUCAGCGGCACGAGCAGCUUUCAAGGCACCGUCGAGCACUGCUUCGGCCGUGCGGGGCUCAUUGCCAUCUCUCUCGCGCAGUGGGUGUUUGCGUUUGGCGGCAUGGUAGCAUUUGGUGUCAUUGUCGGGGACACAAUCCCGCACGUGCUGCUGGCGGUGUGGCCGGGCCUGCCCGACGUGCCGGUAAUCGGGCUCCUGACGGAUCGGAGGGUCGCGAUUGCGGUAUUUGUGAUGGGCAUCAGCUACCCGCUCACGCUGUACAGGGAUAUUUCGAAACUGGCCAAGGCGAGCACGUUCGCCUUGGUGGGCAUGUUGGUGAUUGUGGUCACGGUGCUGACGCAGGGCCUGCUGGUGCCGUCCGAGGCAAAGGGCGAGUUUAGCCUGCCGCUCCUAACACUGAACACGGGCAUCUUCCAAGCCAUUGGCGUGAUUUCUUUUGCAUUUGUCUGCCACCACAACUCCCUGCUCAUCUAUGGCUCGCUGCGCACACCCACCAUUGACAACUUUUCCCGCGUAACGCACUACUCGACCGGCGUGUCCAUGCUCGCGUGCCUGGUCAUGGCCCUCGGUGGCUUCUUAGUCUUUGGUGACAAGACGCUCGGCAACGUCCUCAAUAACUUUCCUUCAGACAACAUCAUGGUCAACGUCGCGCGGCUCUGCUUUGGCCUCAACAUGUUGACGACGCUGCCCCUCGAGGCGUUUGUGUGCCGCGAGGUGAUGCUGACGUACUGGUGGCCGGAUGAGCCCUUCAACCUCCGCCGGCACCUAGUUCUCAGCACAGGGCUCGUCGCGUCGGCCACGUUUCUGAGCCUAGUGACGUGCGACCUCGGCGCCGUCUUUGAGCUGGUUGGCGCAACUAGCGCCGUCGCCAUGGCGUACAUCUUGCCGCCCAUGUGCUACAUGAAGCUUACGACGCGGAGCUGGCGCACGUACCUUGCGGGCACGAUUGUCGUUUUUGGAGGGCUGGUCAUGGCCAUUUCCGUCAUUCAGGCGGUGGAAAAGUUGAUCAACAACACGGACGGACCGGCGAAAUGCCAAUAG